This is a messenger RNA of Dunckerocampus dactyliophorus (ringed pipefish), 2638 nucleotides long. It is a transcript of the gene asah2, whose product is annotated as N-acylsphingosine amidohydrolase 2. Gene Ontology annotation, biological process: sphingosine biosynthetic process; ceramide catabolic process; long-chain fatty acid biosynthetic process. The record is from RefSeq and is a predicted model, not a curated record. The transcript is spliced from 21 exons. The coding region runs from base 259 to 2478 and encodes 739 amino acids. Gene Ontology annotation, cellular component: extracellular region. NCBI's taxonomy places the organism in Eukaryota, Metazoa, Chordata, Actinopteri, Syngnathiformes, Syngnathidae. Gene Ontology annotation, molecular function: N-acylsphingosine amidohydrolase activity.
GCGCUCAGGUGGACCAACAAGGUUUCUAUGUGUUUCAUGUCUACUUGUAGAAUAGAAGAUGAUAGAAGAUGACAGAACAUGAACACGCCUUCCUAGAGUUGUUUAUCAGGUGUGUUUAUGGCCAUCAUGUGACCUUUGGAUCAGAACCGGCUGAUAACGACAACAAAGUUGAUGUGAGCUCGACAACGCGAGUCUUCUUCAUCGGCAAGCGUAUGUUUGUGCAAACGUGCUGUUUUCUCUCACAGUUUGACCAACAAGAUGGCCGACAGGAAGUCAAACAGGAAGUGUUGUGCGCUUUCCUCCAUGGAGGCUAUGCUGAUGGUGCUUUUCGUCGCCAUGACGACUGUCAGCAUCACGCUGAUUACGCUGAUGGUGACCGGCAAAAGUCCUGACCCGACUCCGCCCCCAAGUCCAGAAACACCACACCAGCCUUUCCUGAUUGGCGUGGGCCGGGCUGACUGCACCGGGCCCCCAGCUGACAUUCCUCUGAUGGGCUAUGCUAACCCUCAACAGACAGCCGCAGGAAUUCACACGCGCUUGUUCAGUCGGGCCUUCAUCGUCGAUGACGGUCAGCACAGAGUAGUCUUCGUCACUGUCGACGUGGGAAUGAUAUCACAGAGGCUCCGACUGGAGGUCCUGAAGGCCUUGCAGGUGAAAUAUGGCGACCUGUAUCGUCAGGACAAUGUGGUUUUGAGUGGGACACACACCCACUCAGGCCCGGCCGGAUACUUCCAGUACACGCUCUUCAUGAUCAGCAGCAAAGGCUACAUCAAGUCAUCCAUCCAACCGCUGGUAGACGGCAUUGUCAAAAGUAUAGCCAUAGCCCAUGGUACCAUGCGUCCAGGGCGCGUCUACAAGAACCGAGGACACCUGGACGGCAGCAGCGUCAACAGAAGUCCUCACUCGUACAACAACAACCCCCAGGGCGAGCGACUCAGGUACGAGGACAACAUCGACAAGCGGGUGGUGGUUCUGAAGUUCACAGACCUGGACGGAGACGGCAUGGGCAUGAUCAGCUGGUUCGCUGUGCACGCGGUCAGCAUGAACUACACCAACCGCCUGCUGAGCAGCGACAACAUGGGCUACGCCGCCUACCUCAUGGAGCAACACAAGAACCGCGGGGCGCUACCUGGCCAGGGCGCUUUUGUGGCUGCUUUCUCCUCCAGUAACCUUGGCGACGUCAGUCCAAACACUCGAGGUCCUCACUGCGUCAACACCGGAUUAGCCUGCGACUACCUGAACAGCUCGUGUCCUGAUGGAGGGACUAGGAUGUGUAAGGCGUUUGGACCUGGUGAAGACAUGUUCGACAGCACCAGAAUCAUUGGACUCAACAUCUACAGGAAGGCCAAGGAACUAUACGCCAACGCAGUGGAGGAGGUGACGGGCGUCCUUCGCUCGGCUCAUCAGUGGGUUAACAUGACUGAUGUCACCGUGCACAUCAAUGACACGCAUGUGGUGAGCACAUGCAAACCCGCAUUGGGUCACAGUUUUGCUGCAGGAACCACAGACGGAGGAGGAGAUCUCAACUUCACACAAGGUGCUGUGGAGGGUGACCCGUUUUGGGACGGCAUCAGAGACACCCUCCUGGGCCCACCGUCCAAUCAGACGCAGGAAUGUCACCAUCCCAAACCAAUCCUGUUUAGCACAGGAGAGAUGAACUGGCCGUUGCCAUGGCACCCAGAGAUUGUUGACGUUCAGAUCAUCACAGUCGGAUCCGUUGCAGUCCUUGCUGUUCCUGGGGAGAUGACCACUAUGGCGGGCAGACGGUUAAGAGAAGCUGUUAAACUGGAGUUAGAGUCUGGUGGUGCGUUCAAGGACCCUGAGGUUGUGAUUGCAGGCCUGAGCAACAUAUAUACGCACUACAUCAGCACCUAUGAGGAGUACCAGGUUCAGAGGUACGAGGGCGCCUCCACCAUCUACGGCCCGCACACGCUCAGUGCCUACCUGCUGAAGUUCGCUCACCUGGCCCGCGCCAUUGCGCAGGACAAAGCAGGAGAUCUUCCACCGGGUCCGCCUCCUCCGUUCUUCGAGAAGAAUCUUUUUAACCUGUUGCCCACGGCGCCGGUCGAUAAGAAACCGGACAACAGCACUUUUGGAGAAGUCCUGCAGCAGGUGCUUCCUGUCUACAGACAGGGGGACGUCGUGUCCGUCACCUUCGUGGCGGGGAACCCGAGGCACUCAGGAGACGUGAGGGAUGGAAGCUUUGUUGCCGUGGAGAUGCAUGACAACUCGAGCGACACCUGGACGCUGGUGCACACUGAUGCAUCAUGGGAGACCAGGUUUCACUGGCUCAAAGGCCCAAACCGCCACAGCAACGCCACGGUGGAGUGGCACAUCCCGCCGAACGCCGCCAUCGCCGCCUACAGGAUCAAACACUUCGGCCACUACAAGACCAUGAAAGGCCUGCGGCCCGUCAUCGUGUCCUACGAGGGCAUGUCUGACGUCUUCCAAGUGGUGGCUAGUUUUUACUACGAGUGACGUCAGCUGGCAUUUACUGUUCUUCUUUGUACUCGCCACUGAGUACUGCAGGUCAUGUGACCCCCUUCUUCCUGUCAAUAUUUGUAGUUGAGAUAGGAAGCCACCAAUCAGAGCGUGUGAAAACUUUAUGGAAAAUAAAUCCGCUGAUAACCUUUGUUUU